Messenger RNA from Mirounga angustirostris (Northern elephant seal), 1208 nucleotides. RefSeq names its product snail family transcriptional repressor 3 (gene SNAI3). The record is from RefSeq and is a predicted model, not a curated record. NCBI's taxonomy places the organism in Eukaryota, Metazoa, Chordata, Mammalia, Carnivora, Phocidae. Gene Ontology annotation, molecular function: RNA polymerase II cis-regulatory region sequence-specific DNA binding; DNA-binding transcription factor activity, RNA polymerase II-specific. Bases 4 to 882 code for a protein of 292 amino acids. The transcript is spliced from 3 exons. Gene Ontology annotation, biological process: regulation of DNA-templated transcription.
ACCAUGCCGCGCUCCUUCCUGGUGAAAACGCACUCCAGCCACAGGGUUCCCAACUACAGGCAGCUGGAGACGCAGAGAGAGAUCAAUGGUGCCUGUUCUGCCUGCAGGGGGCUGGUGGUGCCCCUCCUCCUCCCAGAUAAAGCAGCCUCGUCCACACCUGGUGACCCUCCCUGGCCCUGGGACUGCACCUCUGUCAUGGCCCGCAUCUCGCUGCCCCUUCCCCACCGCGAGGAAGCGUGGGGGGCCUCCGGGCCAGAACCCCUGCAGGUCGGCCCCGUGCACCCUUGGGCCGGCUGGGCCCCCAGCGUGCCCCUCAAAGACAGCCUGAACCAGCUCAACCUGCCCCCGCGGCUGCUGCUGGCCACACGGUGGCCCCCGAUCCCGGGCCCCGCCGGGGACCAGGCCGCAGACAGACUGCCGGGGGGCGCGGCGCGGGCCCCCCGCGGCCCCGGCGGCUUCCAGUGCCCGCACUGCCGCAAGCCCUACCACACGCUGGCCGGGCUGGCCAGGCACCGCGAGCUGCACUGCUGGCUACGGACGCCCCGCUGCUUCCCCUGCAAACACUGCGACAAGGAGUACAGCAGCCUGGGCGCCCUCAAGAUGCACAUCCGCACGCACACACUGCCCUGCCCCUGCGCCAUCUGCGGCAAGGCCUUCUCCAGGCCCUGGCUGCUCCGCGGCCACAUCCGCACCCACACAGGUGAGAAGCCCUACACCUGCUCUCACUGCAGCAGGGCCUUCGCCGACCGCUCCAAUCUCCGGGCCCACCUGCAAACACACUCCGACACCAAGAAGUACCAGUGUAAGAGCUGUGCCAAGACCUUCUCCCGCAUGUCGCUCCUGGCACGCCACGAGGAGUCCGCCUGCUGCCCCGGCCCCUGAGGAGCGCGGGCUCGGUGCAGGGAGGAGGGACAGGACGUCACCCCAGGAGCUGGGGGCUGACCCGCUCCAGGCAGCCUAUGCUGCCUACGCUCGCCCGCUGGGUGUUUCUCCUCUGCCCGUCUGCAGCCGCCCGCCUCCGUCCAGAGCCAGAGAAGCCCGGUGGGCUGUUCGGGUAAGUGACCGAAGAAGGUCACCGAACCGUGAACCACAGUCCUGUGUCUGACUCGCUCUGGUUUCUGGUUCUGUUCUCCCAGAGUCGGCUACCAGCACGGACAGCUCCUGCCAUUCAGCUGGCCCUCGCGGGCAGAGCGGCCUCGUGGCUCACC